This is a messenger RNA of Tripterygium wilfordii, 1574 nucleotides long. RefSeq lists its product as uncharacterized. Lineage: Eukaryota; Viridiplantae; Streptophyta; Magnoliopsida; Celastrales; Celastraceae. The coding region runs from base 279 to 1211 and encodes 310 amino acids. The record is from RefSeq and is a predicted model, not a curated record. The transcript is spliced from 2 exons.
UUGGAUAUUAUGGCGUCUCCCUCUCUCUCGUUCUAGGAUUGCAGAUUAUCGAUGUCUGCUUUGGUCCUCAUGGCUUCGAGACGAAACCCUAAUCAAUACCUGCUGAUGAAGCUCAUUUUUAAGUAAUCAAGUACCUUCAACCCAAUCAAAGAGUAUCCAUUUAUCUCUCCGUGGCUGGCUGGGUAUUCGCACUUCAAGAUUUUAUUUUUUUGUUCAGCUGUUUCUUGUUGUAGGAUAUUUGAUUGAGAGUCUCUCUAUACUGCUCGGUUUUUGUUGCCAUGAGCAAUGUAUGCAUUGCUAGAUACCAUGGUAUCCCCCAUAAAGCCGUGAAACAAUUGUGUCCUAGGAGAAGAUGUGGAAGUGGAUCCUGCAGAUUCUUUUCCCUCUGUCCUGCACCACUGCUUACAACUGCCCUCCCCAUUGUCCGUCCAACCUCAGCACUAGUAUUGACUUCACACCUUAAUCCAUUUGAUGCACCACAACGGUCAGAUGAAUGGUUUGCCCUUCGAAAGGACAAGCUGACCACAAGCACCUUCAGUACUGCCUUGGGUUUUUGGAAGGGUAAUCGACGCCAGGAACUCUGGAACGAGAAAGUAUUCACGUGUGAGGCAAAAAUUGCGGAAGCUUCAAAGAGGGGUGCCAUGGAAUGGGGUGUUCUCAAUGAAGCAGCUGCAAUAGACCGAUACAAAAGCAUCACAGGUCACGAUGUGAGCAUGUUAGGAUUUGCCGUCCAUCCAGCAGAACAAUAUGACUGGCUCGGUGCCUCCCCUGAUGGCCUUCUUGGCUGCUAUUCAGGAGGUGGCAUCCUGGAGGUGAAGUGUCCGUUCAACAAAGGGAAGCCAGAGACUGCCUUGCCUUGGUCAAUUGUGCCUUUCUAUUACAUGCCUCAGGUGCAGGGUCAAAUGGAGAUCAUGGACCGAGAAUGGGUUAAUUUGUAUUGUUGGACCCCAAACGGCAGCACCAUAUUCCACGUCCGUAGGGAGCGUCAGUAUUGGGAGAUUAUACAUGGGAUUUUACGGGAAUUUUGGUGGGAAAAUGUAGUUCCUGCCAAGGAUGCUCUGCUGCUGGGAAGGGAAGAGGAGGCAAAUUCAUAUAAGCCAGCAUCUACCCAUAAGCAAACAGGAUUUGCUAUCGCUAAGAGCAUCAAGUUAGCCAGCGAGGCCAAGUUAUUGUGUAGGGAGAUAGCAGGUCAUGUUGAAUUCUACAGAUGAAGAUUACACAUAAUACACCGCAAUCCAUCCCUCCCAUGCAAAGAUUCACAAGAAGGUGAAUUGCCGUGUUCUGUAAAAAGACGAAGGGAGUAAGGAGAAUGGAAAAGACGGGAUAAAGAGCUAUGUAACAAAGCAAUCGGUCAACCAACAAGGAAGUGAAUGGCUCAUUUCGAUUCCAUCAUCUAAAAACCAGCGAUGAAGCUUCUUAUUUUGUGCCUCUUUCGAGUUCUCAUGUAUUGGUUGUUCAGAUUAUGGUCUUUGUUGUCUCUUAGAUCUCAUUUAAGAAUUUUUGGAUUUAUAUACCAAUUUACAUCAACAUCAUCUUUAUUUAUAUGGAUCAAAGUUAGGGAUCUUGAUUUUGCA